Molecule: messenger RNA, 354 nt
Organism: Penicillium angulare
Lineage: Eukaryota; Fungi; Ascomycota; Eurotiomycetes; Eurotiales; Aspergillaceae
Exons: 4
Coding region: 1-354 (117 amino acids)
Biological process (GO): amino acid metabolic process
Molecular function (GO): transaminase activity
Source: RefSeq, a predicted model, not a curated record
AUGGGUAGUAUAGCACCUGCAAACCCUUUCCAAGAUGUGCCAGCUGGCCAGAUAGAUGGCCUAGCCACAUUACUUACUCAAUUCCGGGCCGAUAACGACCCCAAUAGAGCCGACCUUCUCGUGGGUACAUACAGGACGGACGAAGGUAAAUCAUACGUACUGCCGAGUGUUAAAGAGGCAAAACGAAGAAUAUUCAAUGACCCCGACUGGCAUCACGAAUAUCGCCCUUCUGCUCUAGGUUCGCAGAAAUAUAGGGAUUUGAGCAAUAAGCUACUAUUUGGGGAUCAUCGUCUCCUGCAAGAGAAAAGACGCUGGGUGCAAGUGGAGGGUGCCAUGUUGGCGCCAGGUUUCUAA